AUGAGUGAAGUUCAUCUCAGUCAGAGUAAUAAUGUUCAGCUUGAUAACAGCUCUGAGUCAAAGGCAACGUCUGUGGAAGUUGAACCGGAGAAAAAAAUUAAUGGAAACGGCGUAAAUAAUUCUUUCUCUAUGUCAGAUAAUAGGCUGAAAUACUUUGUGAAAGAAGAGAAACAAAUUCUUGAUGUGAGCAAGGUGAUCAAAAGGUUCAAGUAUUUGUUGGGGUUAACAGAUUUGUUUAAACAUUUUAUCAACGCGAAGGCAACAAAGGACCCUGUGAUUAAAGAAGUGUUGAACAAAAUAGAGAACGACAACAGCACGAUUGAAGCAAACAAAAAAAGACGUAAAACGGAGAAAGAGGAGGACUUGGAAUUGUUGAACGAUGAAGAGGACACUCCUACUAUCACAGAAUUCAAUGAGAGUCCAGGUUAUAUUCAUGGUAAAUUGCGUCCGUAUCAAAUUCAAGGUCUAAACUGGUUGAUAUCUUUACAUGAAAAUAAUUUAUCGGGUAUAUUAGCAGAUGAGAUGGGUUUAGGCAAGACAUUACAAACUAUUUCGUUUUUGGGAUACUUGAGAUUUAUGAGAAAUAUUAAUGGGCCCCAUCUAGUCGUCGCUCCAAAAUCGACUUUAGACAACUGGGCAAGAGAAUUUAAUAGAUGGAUCCCCGACAUUAAUGUAUUGGUUUUAAUGGGUGACAAAGAAGAGAGAGCGAAUUUGAUUCAUAAUAGAUUAAUGACCUGUGAUUUCGAUGUGGUGAUUGCCUCAUAUGAAAUAGUCAUUAAAGAAAAGUCAUCUUUCAAAAAAUUUGAUUGGGAAUACAUCAUUAUUGAUGAAGCGCAUCGAAUUAAAAAUGAGGAGUCAUUGCUUUCCCAAAUAAUAAGACUAUUUCAUUCUAAGAAUAGAUUGCUUAUCACAGGUACUCCAUUGCAAAAUAAUUUGCACGAAUUAUGGGCUCUAUUGAAUUUUAUAUUACCUGACGUCUUUGGUGAUAGUGAAGCUUUUGACAGCUGGUUUCAAAACAAAGACGAAGAAGACAAUAUUAUCCAACAAUUACAUAAAGUCUUAAAACCGUUCCUUUUGAGGCGGAUUAAGUCGGAAGUUGAGAAAUCUCUUUUACCUAAAGUAGAGAUGAAUAUAUAUGUGGGCCUCUCUGAUAUGCAAAAGAAGUGGUAUCAAAAAAUACUUGAAAAGGACAUUGAUGCAGUUAAUGGAGCAAAUGGGAAAAAGGAAUCGAAGACAAGGUUAUUAAAUAUUGUUAUGCAGUUAAGGAAAUGCUGCAAUCACCCGUAUUUAUUUGAAGGAGCAGAACCUGGACCUCCGUUCACAACUGAUGAGCAUUUGGUUUACAAUGCUCAGAAAAUGAUCAUUUUGGACAAAUUAUUGAAAAAAUUGCAGAAGGAAGGUUCGAGGGUUUUAAUAUUUUCUCAGAUGAGUCGUAUGUUGGAUAUUUUAGAAGAUUACUCUAUCUUCAGGGAGUUUACCUAUUGCAGAAUUGACGGCCAAACCGAUCAUGCUGAUAGAAUUAAUGCGAUAGAUGAAUUCAACAAACCUGGUAGCGAUAAAUUUCUUUUCUUGUUGACUACAAGAGCUGGCGGUCUUGGUAUCAAUUUGACUACGGCGGAUGUUGUCAUCUUGUUUGAUUCUGAUUGGAAUCCUCAAGCUGAUCUCCAAGCUAUGGAUAGAGCACAUCGAAUUGGCCAAACUAAGCAGGUGAAGGUUUUCCGAUUCGUAACCGAGAACGCUAUUGAAGAGAAAGUUUUGGAAAGAGCUACACAAAAACUAAGGUUGGAUCAAUUAGUCAUUCAGCAGGGCAGGAACUCAAGUAAUGUUCAAAGUAACAAGGCUGCGUCGAAGGGUGAUCUAUUGAACAUGAUUCAAUAUGGAGCAUCAAAUGUAUUUUCAAAAACCGAUGAUGAUCCAGGUUCUACUGAUGAUAUCGAUAUUGAAAAGAUUCUACAAUCAUCAGAGACGAAGACGGAACAGCUUAAUAAAAAGUAUGCGAAAUUGGAUUUGAGUGCGUUGCAACAUUUUUCAAACGAUGAAUCUGUUUAUGAAUGGAAUGGUGAAAAUUUCAAGAAAAAGGAGCCUGCUACUAUUGGGAAUAUUGGACAUGCAUGGAUCAACCCAGGUAAGAGAGAGCGUAAGGAAAAUUAUUCCAUUGACAUGUACUAUAAAGACGUUCUCAACACUGGUAAUAGGUCAGCACCCAAAUCGGGCCCACGUCCGCCAAAGCAAUUGAAUUUAUAUGAUCAUCAGUUCUACGCACCCAAGUUGUUUGAAUUAUAUGAGUUGGAGAAGAAUUUUUAUAAAAAGCAGACACGAUAUCAAGUUCCGCUCAGAGCUGGCGCCCCCAAGACAUUAAGAGAAAGACAAUUAGAACAAAAACUUGAGCAGGACGAAAUAGAUAAUGCAAGGCCGUUAACUGAAGAUGAAAAGCAGCUAAAGGAAGAGCUAUUAUCUCAAGGCUUUUCAAAUUGGAAUAGGAAAGAUUUCAAUCAUUUUAUUCUGUUGAAUACCAAGUACGGUAGAAAUGCAAUAAGUGCAAUUGCUGCUGAAUUUGAUGACAAAACAGAGGAUGAAGUGAGAGAAUACGCUCAAAAUUUUUGGACUGAUUAUAAGGAAAUAGAAGGGUACGAAAGAUAUAUAAGCCAGAUUGAAGCCGGAGAAGAAAGAAUACUAAAAAUAAAGUUGCAAAAAGAAUCCUUGAGAAGGAAAUUGGCUCAGUAUAAGUAUCCCUUGCAAGAGCUCAAACUUAAGUACCCACCAUCAUCUUCGAAUAAGAAAACGUUCAGUGAAGAAGAGGACAGAUUUUUAUUGGUACAAUUGUACAGAUUUGGUCUUGAUAAACCAGACGUUUAUGAUAAGAUUAGAGACGCGAUUAGAGACUCACCGUUGUUUCAAUUUGAUUUUUUUCUUCAAAGCAGGAAUUCCAGUGAAAUCUCAAGAAGGUGCACGACUUUAUUGGCAUGUAUAACAAAGGAAAUAAACCCAGAUACAAUGAAGAGAAAGAAAGGAGGACCUUCUUCAUCUGCUAGUAAGAAACAGAAAACAAAUUAA
Messenger RNA from Priceomyces carsonii, 3054 nucleotides. Its product is annotated as chromatin-remodeling ATPase. The record is from RefSeq and is a predicted model, not a curated record. Gene Ontology annotation, cellular component: nucleus; chromatin. Gene Ontology annotation, biological process: nucleosome organization; regulation of transcription by RNA polymerase II. The coding region runs from base 1 to 3054 and encodes 1017 amino acids. The transcript has 2 exons. Gene Ontology annotation, molecular function: nucleosome binding; histone binding; ATP hydrolysis activity. NCBI's taxonomy places the organism in Eukaryota, Fungi, Ascomycota, Pichiomycetes, Serinales, Debaryomycetaceae.